AUGGCAAAUAUGAGCAUUACUCAUUCUAGCCGUGAAAGCGAAGUAGGAGGAAUCAGCGAAGAAAAGAGAACUCUGGAACAAUAUGAACUAGAAGUACUAGAAAAGGUUGAUGAAAGGUCCAAAGAUCUCGAUGCGGGUGCUAAGUUCUUACAAGAUCACUCAGAGCAUGCAAAUUAUACGCCAGAGGAAGCGAAGAAAGUAUUAAGAAAGAUUGACUGGAUGCUUAUGCCAAUUAUGACAAUUGUUAUCACACUUGCGGCUGCUGAUAAGAUUAUUAUAUCUAAUGCAGCCAUCUAUGGCAUGAAAGUUGAUGCUGAUUUAGUUGGCAAUCAGUAUUCUUGGCUUGGAUCGAUAUUUUAUUUUGGAUACUUGUUAAUGGAGUUUCCGGCAAACUACAUUAUUCAAAAGCUUCCAGUUUCCAAAACAUUAUGCACAUCUUUUUUCGCCUGGUGUAUUGUGUUGAUGUGUAUGGCUGCUGGUAAAAAUUUUGGAUCGCUAGCAGCUAUGAGGUUUCUACUUGGAAUGGGAGAGGCUUUUCUCUUUCCAUCUUUAACUGUUAUCACCGCAAUGUUCUACAAGAAAUCGGAACAGCCCUUUAGGACUGCCAUUUGGUUUUCGGGAUUUUCUUCCGUCAUAACAGGUAUUCUAUCCUAUGGAUUAGGACAUGCCCACUCUGCAAUUGACAAUUGGCGUUUGCUCUUUUUAGUUUUUGGUGCCAUAACAUUUUUCUUUACUAUUAUAAUGUUUUUCUUGUUGCCUGAUUCGCCAAUGUCAUGUCGCUUAUUCAAUGAAAGGGAAAGUUAUAUUGCUGUCCACAGAACAAUGGAAAACAUGACAGGUACAAAAAAUUCUGUUUUUAAAAAGAAUCAACUGUGGGAGGCUUUGAUGGACUGGAAAACCUGGGUCAUGUCUAUUUUCGUUUUAUCCAUUAACAUCAGUAACGGUGGGUUAGUGACAUUUGCUGCCCAAAUUGUAUCGGGCCUUGGUUAUUCUCCCCUUAACACAACGCUUUUGGGGAUCCCAACUGGUAUUUUUAUGACUUUGAGCAGCUGGUUGAUAGCUUUACCCAGUUUAAAGUACCCUAGAAAGUACAGAAGUAUAAGCACUGCAAUUGUAUGCUUGUGUCCCCUUAUAUGCUGUGCUUUGAUGAUGAGCUUAGAUAGCGGCAAGUUGCUAGCAGCGUACUACUUCUUUUACUUUUAUUGGGGUCCAUAUGUUAGUAUGACAACUUUAUCGAUGGCAAACACUUCUGGCCACACAAAGAAGACUGUUGUAAAUGCUGUAAACUUUAUUUCAUACUGCGUUUCCAACAUUAUUGCUCCACAAUUUUUUAUUACUAGUCAGGCUCCUACUUACCAAACAGGUUACCGUGCUAUUUUGGGAUUCACUGCAGCAGCAGUGUUAAGUAUAAUUGCGUAUGGUGUGGGUUGUCUUUAUGAAAAUGCAAGGCGAGAUAAGAAAUAUGGCCCUGUUCCCGAAAACUUCGUAGAAGAAGAAGGGUUAGAUUUGACAGACAUUGAAAAGGAGAAGUAUUUUCGAUAUGUUUGGUGA
Priceomyces carsonii is the source of this 1551-nucleotide messenger RNA. RefSeq lists its product as uncharacterized. The record is from RefSeq and is a predicted model, not a curated record. Gene Ontology annotation, molecular function: transmembrane transporter activity. Gene Ontology annotation, cellular component: membrane. The transcript has a single exon. The coding region runs from base 1 to 1551 and encodes 516 amino acids. NCBI's taxonomy places the organism in Eukaryota, Fungi, Ascomycota, Pichiomycetes, Serinales, Debaryomycetaceae. Gene Ontology annotation, biological process: transmembrane transport.